Molecule: messenger RNA, 1411 nt
Organism: Striga asiatica
Lineage: Eukaryota; Viridiplantae; Streptophyta; Magnoliopsida; Lamiales; Orobanchaceae
Source: the annotation of a GenBank genome assembly
CUUUAUAACAAGUUUUGACUCGUGGAAUUGAUAGUUUAGCUAAUUGGGCAACAAAUUACAAAACAAACGCAUUAAUGGCGGCGAUGAAGAAAUCAGCUGUGAUAUACCACUAUCCGUGUCCAGACGGCGCCUUCGCCGCCUUGGCCGCCCACCUCUACUUCUCCCACUCUCCGGCCGCCGCCUCUCCUCCACCCCUUUUCUUCCCGAACACCGUCUACUCUCCUCUCAGAGCCGAGGAUUUACCAUGCGAUGAAAUCGAAAGCGUCUACCUUCUCGAUUUUGUGGGCCCGCCCGGUUUCGUCCAGCAGCUAUCUCCUAAAGUUGGAAGGAUCGUGGUCCUAGAUCAUCACAAGACUGCACUAGAGACGUUGGGUUCGGGUGCAUCAGAUAGUGGAAAUGUGACUAAAGUGAUUGAUAUGGAGAGGAGUGGAGCAACUAUAGCUUAUGACUAUUUCAAGGAGAAACUCUUUGGCGGGGGAGCCAACAGUGCCAAAGGCACUGCCUUUGGUGAAUUUCGGAGGAUGAGGAGAAUGUUUGAGUAUAUCGAGGAUGGUGAUUUGUGGAGGUGGUGCCUUCCUAGUAGCAAGGCGUUUAGCAGUGGCUUGAAAGAUUUGAACCUUGAAUUUAAUGUCAAAUUGAAUCCCUUCUUGUUCCAACAAUUGCUCUCGUUAGACCUUGACACAUUAAUAAAUCAAGGCAAGUCAAGCUUGACGCAUAAACAGAGACUUAUAGAUGGGGUGCUUGAGCAGUCAUACAAAAUCACACUUGGUGGUGGAGCUUACGGGCAGUGCCUGGCUGUCAAUGCAGAUUCCAUACAGGGGUUAAGGAGUGAGCUUGGGAAUCAAUUAGCUAAUAAAAGCCUGAAGAUGAACUUAAGGGGGAUUGGAGCUGUUGUGUACAGGGUACCCGAGCUUGGAAAUGACCAACUUUUAAAAAUUAGCCUAAGGAGUACUCUGGAUGAGGACACUACACCCAUAUCUCAGAAAUAUGGAGGCGGAGGUCACAAGAAUGCCAGUUCAUUCAUGUUGGACUCCGAAGAAUUUCUAAAAUGGAAGGUUUCUGUUCGAUAAACUCGAUCUUUGGUGUGUGCAAACCCCACCCCCACAGUUAUUUAUUUAUUUAUUUUUUUAAAUGAAUAAGGAAAAUUUCAUUUCUUUCCCAUCAUAAAGUAUUUCUUGUAAUCAUAGUUGUUGUCUAAAUGCAUUUUCUACAUCAAUUUUUCUUGGUGCAUUGUUCUUGACCUCCUUCACAUUACAUCUGUCGGCGGUUCUGAUGUUUUUCAUGAUAGAGAUAUGACUGAAAACUCCCAAUUCGACUGUGAUUUUUAUAGUGAAAGUAUACGUUUUCAUGAAUCGUAUAUAUCAUAUAUAUUAUCUUCCGUUGAAAUUUUAAGCUAUGAUGUUAACUUUUG